Molecule: messenger RNA, 993 nt
Organism: Trichoderma aggressivum f. europaeum
Lineage: Eukaryota; Fungi; Ascomycota; Sordariomycetes; Hypocreales; Hypocreaceae
Exons: 5
Coding region: 1-993 (330 amino acids)
Source: RefSeq, a predicted model, not a curated record
AUGUUUCAAGGCCUUGGUAGCCUCUUAACUCAGGGUUGGCCCUCGAAGCCUACCUUCACUGAGAAGGAGUUGGGAGAUCUCUCUGGAAAGGUUGUUAUUGUGACUGGUGGAUAUUCGGGCGUCGGAUAUCAGCUCGCCAAAAUUCUGUAUGCGAAAAACGCAGUUGUGUACAUUGCCGGUCGCCGUGAAGAUGCCGGCCAAGACGCAAUCAAGACGAUAAAGGCGGCUCAUCCCGACUCCAAGGGAAGGCUAGAGUUCUUACAGCUCGACUUGGCCGAUUUAACAUCCAUCAAGGCCAGCGCAGAUGCUUUCCUUGCAAAGGAGACUCGGCUCGACAAUCUUUGGAACAAUGCAGGAAUCAUGCGUUUGCCCAAGAACUCACCCACCAAAUCGAAGCAGGAGCAUGAGCUGAUGCUCGCUGUUAAUUGUUUUGGUCCCUUCCUCUUCACAAAGCUGCUGCAUCCCCUCCUUGAAUCAACGGCCAAAUCCUUGCCAGCAGGAAGCGUUCGCGUUGUUUGGCUGGGAUCGCUUAUGAUCCAAAUCAUGGCGCCCAAAGGUGGCAUAGAUCUUGACAAUCUCGAUUACAAGAAGAAGUUUCCAGACAUCAAUGUUAGAUAUGCAGUUAGCAAGACUGGAAAUCUCUUUAUUUGUAGCGAAUGGGCCAAGCGAGAUGCCGAGAAGGGAAUUUUCCACUUGGCUGCCAAUCCCGGCAACCUCAAGACGCCUCUGCAGCGCGACAUGCCUGCGUGGGAAUACUAUGCAAUUAUACCGCUCCUUCACGAUCCCAUCUUUGGUGCCUACACAGAAUUAUUUGCCGGCUUGUCUCCGGACGUCAAGCCAGAGCACAGCGGACGAUUUGUCAUUCCCUGGGGUCGAUUUGGCUCGACUCGUCCUGACAUUGAUGCACACCUGGCUUCCAAGCAAGGAGAAGAGCCUACCAAGGCGACGAAAUUCUUUGAGUAUUGUGAGAGCCAGACCAGCGCUUAUGCGUAA